AUGUCAAAUAAAUAUUGGGGCUGGGGACUGGAAGAUGAUGAAUUUUAUCUCAGAAUCAGAGAUGGUGAUUUGAAUCUCACCCGCGUUGCGAAUCUUACCACCGAUCGUUCCAACACAUUCCUUCAUGUACAUGGAAUAGAACGCAAGCGGGAUUACGCCGUCGUUACGAAAGAUCAGAGAGCGAUAAAAAGGAAGCGAGAUUAUGUGUCAGGACUCAACAGUGUACGUUAUAAUAUCACAGCCCGUCGAAUUCUUUCUUUUGGAGAUGCUCGGGUCCAUGUGGUAGAUGUAAGUUUACAUUGCGACAUGACAUGGACUCCUUACUGCAAGCUUCCCAAACGAUAG
Messenger RNA from Cylicostephanus goldi, 345 nucleotides. NCBI's taxonomy places the organism in Eukaryota, Metazoa, Nematoda, Chromadorea, Rhabditida, Strongylidae. The record is from the annotation of a GenBank genome assembly.